AUGGCCCAAAACUCUGAAAAAAUAGUUCGAUAUCUGCGAUCUGAAGCAACUUCUUUAUCAGAUAAUAAUAUACAAGAUAUCAUUAAUGCUAAAAAUUUAAUGAAAUAUCCUAGAGAAGUGGUAUCACAACUAAUUAAUAUAGAAUUGAUAUCAUCAACAAAGACUAAUCAAAAAAACAAAGUUAGUAUAAAUAAUGUAAAUUACUUUGAAGUUUUACCUAAUGAAUUAAAGAAAUUGGGACGAUUAAAGAUUCAAAGCUCUUCUUCCUCAUAUACUGUAAAAAAAAGUACUUCUCCUAUAGAUAAUACAUCAAAAAGAGAGGACAAUCUUGAAAAAUUAAUGAAAAAUAUUAAAAGAUUAGCUCCUAUUCUUCUAUCUUUGUUUUA
Dentiscutata erythropus is the source of this 386-nucleotide messenger RNA. The record is from the annotation of a GenBank genome assembly. Lineage: Eukaryota; Fungi; Glomeromycota; Glomeromycetes; Diversisporales; Gigasporaceae.